UCAGCUGAGAACAGAAAGCAAAAUCCAAGUUCCAAAUUUGUUGGAGUCCAUUUUCUCUUUUGCCUUCUUUGUUCUUUCUAAGCUUCUCCAUGGAUCCUUCCCAAGAUUUAGCAUCAAAAGGGGAAUUCAAUGGCACUGAUGAGUCUGGAUGGACCACUUAUAUUGGAUCUCGUAUCUACAGUGAAGUCUCCAAUGAUGAGCAUAGUGUAGGCAUUGAAGACUGUGGCAACAAUUACAAGAAUGCUCAUGGAAACACUUAUGACGAUGACAACAAAGGAGAGAACAGUGAUGACUUUAAUAGAGAUACAGAUGAUGAGAGUGAUGAUUCUAUGGCUUCUGAUGCAGCUUCUGUUCCAAGUCACCUUCAACUUGUGUGUAUAAACAGUGAGGGAAGUCGUGGCUUGGAUUUCACAGAGCAUACAGAAAAUGAUAAUGAGAAGAUGCCCUUGACGAAGAAAGCAAACAAACAUGUAAGAAAGACAAGAUAUGAAGGAAUGGUUGAAAAAGAAGAGGACUCACUUCUUGUAGCAGAUAGUGCUGCUAGUCAUGUUUAAGGAAGAGCCAGGUACAUAACAGCUGCAUUUUCCAACUUGGAAAUAUGAAGGGGGUGACAAACCUAAGUCUUCAACAACAAGGAGACUCACUGACCAAUCAUGCAGUGUAAAACUAGUGUACAAGCCAAUGGGGCUUGGAGAUAAGGUUUAUGUGAAAUAAAAUAGUAAGUAUGGUACGUACAAAUUUGGCAGAUCGAAAAGGGUACCUACUAGAAUCAUAUUUAAGUAUCGAACAUAAUAAGAAGAAGCAAUCAAAUGUUUAUUUUUAUAUUAUACUGUGAUUCCUGGAAGGUCAUUCAAGAUAGACGGCAAAAUCACCAUGUAUUUGGGAGUAGAAUGGUUGUUAUUAAAUCAAU
This is a messenger RNA of Cajanus cajan (pigeon pea), 910 nucleotides long. RefSeq lists its product as uncharacterized. Gene Ontology annotation, biological process: cytokinin biosynthetic process. Lineage: Eukaryota; Viridiplantae; Streptophyta; Magnoliopsida; Fabales; Fabaceae. The record is from RefSeq and is a predicted model, not a curated record.